AUGGCUGACCAAUUUCAGGGAAAAUCAGACUUUAGAGCUCCUCUCCUCACCGGUUCGGACAAUUACAAUUGGUGGAAAGGACAAAUGGAAGCUCAUCUCUCCAGAGACCCUCUCAUGCAAAGAGUUGUUGAAAGAGGUCCCUAUCAAUUCCUUGAUAAAGAUGGCAAAGUCAAAGAUAUUGAUGAACUCACUACCGACGAGCUAACUAAGAUGGGUGCAAAUGGAAAAGCAAGGAGUACUCUCAUCAAUGGUCUUAAUCAAUCUGAAUAUGACAAGGUGUCAUCUCUCAAAUCUGCCAAGGAGAUAUGGGAUGCGUUGGAAGCCUAUCAUGAAGGUUCAAAGGGUCUAAGGAAAGUAAAGUUGGGACAACUAAUGAAGGAACUUGGUGCUUUCGGUUUGCAAAAGGGAGAAACAAUCAAAGAAGCUCAAGCUAGGUUUCAACUCAUUGUCAAUAAUCUAGGGAGACUUGGAAAGAUAAUUCCUCAAUCAGAACUCAACAUGAACAUUCUCGCUUCUGUUCCAUUCGACUUUCAAGCCAAAGUUACUGCCUUGGAAGCUGCUCACAAUAUUGAUACAAUGGAUCAUCUAGCUCUUUUUGCUGAAUUGAAACAAUUUGAGAAAAAGAUGCAUGCCAAGAAGCAUGAUGCUCCGGUUGAGAAAAUGAAGAAUUUAGCUCUUACUGCUGAAAAGAGCAAGCCAGAAUCAGAUGAGGAAUCAGACGAAGAUCUUGCACUCCUUUCCAAGAAGAUUCAACGGAUGAUCAACAAACAUAAUCAGCUGAAAAGGGAGAAAGGCAAGGACAAGGCUAAGAACUCAAGUAGCAGAAAGCCCUCCAAGGAAUCAAAGGAUCAGAAUUGCUUCGAAUGUGGAAAGCCUGGUCACUUCAAGAAGGACUGCUACAAGCUGAAGUCAAAACAGCCUGCUGUUUUUAAAGACAAGAAGAAGAAAUCCAAAGCACUUCUGACUUGGAGUGAUGAUGAAGAAAAAUCUGCCUCUAGUGAUGACUCUGGUGAGGAAAUGAUUAAUCUUGCACUUGUUGGCAUGAAGGAUGACAAUGUUCAAGGACUCACCGAAGAUGGGCUUGUCGAAACUGAUUCCGAGGAUGACAACAGUGAGGUUAGUUCAUUCAAAUUUGAUCUCUCCAAUGAUAAUUCUGUACUAGAAGAACUAACCAUGCAGGAACAAGAUCGUAUUCCAAGUGAGGAAUAUAAUUCUCUUAAGGCAGAAAACAGCAAGCUGACUGAAAAGAAUAACUAUCUCAAGAACAUGGUUCAAGAGCUUAUGCAGAAGAUAGAUACACUCUUUGACUCCAAAGAGCCUACUCAAGCCAUAAUCAAGGAACUUCAAGGAAAACUAGAUCAAUCUGAAGGUUUUCAUAAAGUCUUGAUGAGAAGAAAUGAGGCUCAAAAAGAAGAAAUCUCCCAGCUGAAACAAGAGAUAGAAGCCAGAGAUGCAUGCCUAGAGACGUUCAAAAUUAAGGAAUCCACAAAGCUGCAUUCAUCUCAGCCUGCUGCUAGUACAUCUCAGCCUGCUGCAAGUACAUCACAGCCUGCUGCCACAACAAGACAGCAAGCUGAAAAGAUCCAAACACUUGAAACAGAAGUCUCAAAGCUCAGAAAAGGAAUGGGAACUUUUGUUCAAGGAGAAGAAGGUCUAAAAUUCAUGAUGAAGAGCAUCAAGGUUCCAUUGGAUAAAGAAGGAGUUGGUCUCAACUUCAACAAGAAGGGAAAUGCUCUCAAGUAUGAAGGAAGGCGUGUAAAACCAUAUAAAUAUGCUAUGCCCUGGAAGGAAUGUGCAAAAUGUGGAAGAAAAGGACAUCUAGCCCAGAAUUGCAGAGUCAGACCUCAAAGACAAUACUUCCAGAAAAGAUCAGAAGGGAAAACAACCUACUUGAACAAGAAAACAGCUUACCAGAAUGGUCCAAACAGAAGCUAUAGAACUCAGCAACAUACAUAUCCUAAUGUGGUCCAAAAGUGGAUCAAGAAAACUGAUUUAAAUGCUUUAUAUGUUCUUGCUUCUAACCAGAGUGGACCCAAGCCAAUUUGGGUACCAAAGGGUUGA
Messenger RNA from Daucus carota subsp. sativus, 2061 nucleotides. RefSeq lists its product as uncharacterized. Gene Ontology annotation, molecular function: nucleic acid binding; zinc ion binding. Bases 1 to 2061 code for a protein of 686 amino acids. The transcript has a single exon. The record is from RefSeq and is a predicted model, not a curated record. NCBI's taxonomy places the organism in Eukaryota, Viridiplantae, Streptophyta, Magnoliopsida, Apiales, Apiaceae.